AAUUGGUUCGCGAAUUCCGCAACCAUUUUAAUCUUCGACAGUUCGUUUUUCUUUUCGCCAUCAAAUCACAACAUCCUCAACUGGUCAAUCGUGUGCUUCGUUCAACAAAUAAUAGAUGUAUAAAAAGAUACUUAUUUGGAUGUCUUUUUGUUUAAGAAAUAAAAACGCCACCUUCUCUUUUCGUGUACCGCUACUAGCUCGCACUAACCCAAGAUGGCUGCUUCCUGUGCUGCACUCUCCAUGUCCAAAAUAAUCCAACCUUUUCGGGCUGGAUUUGCUGGCAACACUUUGAAAGUAUUUGGAACAACCGUCACAACUCACAGGAAUAAGACGGUGCUGACUGUGAGUGACUUAACUUGGCGUGUCAGUGUGAAUACACGUGGGGGUUUCUUGCCCCUAAUAAGGUCGUUCAUGAAAAUGUCAUGCCAAUAGAGAAUUGUGUGUAAAUCUGUUUUAACUUUAACUUUACACGGCCUGAAAUAGUUCUUAUUCAUCAUAAUUUGGGUUUGUUUUUCUAACGUUUGAUCUGCUUUCCAUGCUGCCUGUCUGCAUCCAAAGGGAGAUAACAUUCCUCCUCCAGCAAAGUAUGGCGGCAGACAUACUGUCACUCUCAUCCCUGGAGAUGGAAUCGGUCCAGAGCUGUUUAGUCACGUCAGGGAAGUGUUCAGGUUCAGCUGUGUACCCGUGGACUUCGAGGUGGUACAAGUCAAUUCUGCCUUGGAGACUGAAGAUGACAUCAAUAACGCCAUCACUGCCAUUCGCCGUAAUGGAGUAGCCCUCAAAGGUAACAUAGAAACCAAACACACCAUGCCCCCUUCUGUCAAAUCCAGGAAUAAUCUUCUUCGUACAAGCUUGGACCUGUAUGCCAAUGUGAUGCAUUGCCAGUCCCUCCCUGGCGUCCAGACUCGCCACAAGAACAUUGACAUCAUGAUCAUCCGGGAGAACACCGAGGGAGAGUACAGCAGUCUGGAGCAUGAGAGUGUGCCCGGUGUUGUGGAGUCUCUUAAGAUAAUCACCAGGAACAAUUCCCUCCGAAUUGCGGAAUACGCCUUCCGGCUGGCCAGAGAGAAGGGCCGACGAAGCGUCACGGCUGUCCACAAGGCUAACAUCAUGAAACUGGGCGACGGCUUGUUCUUGCAGUGUUGCAGAGAGGUGGCAUCGGGGUACCCCGACAUCACAUUCGAUAGCAUGAUUGUGGACAACACCACCAUGCAGCUGGUGUCCAAGCCUCAGCAGUUUGAUGUGAUGGUGAUGCCCAACCUUUACGGCAAUGUGGUGAGCAACGUGUGCGCCGGCCUGGUGGGAGGGCCCGGCCUCGUGCCCGGAGCCAAUUACGGCCGUGACUACGCCGUUUUUGAAACGGCCACGAGGAACACUGGCAAGAGUAUCGCAAACAAGAACAUUGCAAACCCCACAGCCCUGUUGCUUGCCAGUUGCAUGAUGCUUGACCAUCUUAAGCUGUAUGAUUACGCAACUCUGAUCCGGAAUGCGGUACUCACAACCAUGAAUGAAACCCAGUUGCACACAGCAGACAUUGGAGGGCAGGGCACCACAUCAGAAGUGGUUCAGUCCAUCAUGCGAAUCAUCCAGAGCAAAGGACAACGCACAGCUGAGAUGUAAAUAUCAAACACGUAACUGACGGCCCUCACAUGUGCACACAUCGUCAUUUGUAUUUUAGACCUCAGAACAGUAAUUUUUCCCAAUGUGUGUUUCUGAUGAUGCUUAUUCCCGUGUUAACUGAUAUCGGCCCAUUCCCAGUCACAUUACUGUUGCCUACUGUUCUCCCAUUGAUCUUUUGCUAAGCCAAACCCUGGAAACACUCGCUGGCUAAGCACGGUUUGACUCAUUCCUGGCGGCACUCAAAUUCAGUGAGAUGCACUUUUCAAGGCUAGGGUUUAAUCCGACUCUUUCCAAAGCUAUUAUGGUUAAGCAAUGGCCUUGAGGCAUCUGCACAAGUCCCAAGUCAUAUCCUGAGAUGCUGAAAGGAAUAUCAAAAUGAAAUGCAAACGCUAGCUAAAGCUUUGUGGUUGUCAAGAAUCAGAAGACACAACCCUAGCUGUUCCAAGACAAGCAAUUUACUUGUACUUUUCGGGAAGAUUGUUAUCUUCUGUUGUAGGUUCACUCACAAGAAAAGCAUUACAAUAUUUUCUAGCCUCGUGAAGCCACGUUGUUUAUGGAGCUACGGUUGUCAACUUUCAGUUGACCAUGCUGUGCAAUGAAUGACUUCCUGCUGUGCUGUAAUUAUGAUACAAAAGGCCACCGUAAUCUACAAGUUGUCUGAAAAGUAACCACAAUAUUAUGUUACAAACUGUUUUGUAUGUUGACAGCAUAUCAACCAAACAACUCAAUUUGAAUGUAUACUGUGCACCGCGACAUUACAAGCUUUUUGUCUUUAGCGAAUGUGGACUUUUAUUUUGCAUGGUUGCACUCUAUAACAUACAUAUCAAUAAAGAUUCGUUUUUGGCGGGGA
Messenger RNA from Hippocampus zosterae (dwarf seahorse), 2470 nucleotides. RefSeq names its product isocitrate dehydrogenase (NAD(+)) 3 non-catalytic subunit gamma (gene idh3g). Gene Ontology annotation, cellular component: mitochondrion. Gene Ontology annotation, biological process: tricarboxylic acid cycle; isocitrate metabolic process. NCBI's taxonomy places the organism in Eukaryota, Metazoa, Chordata, Actinopteri, Syngnathiformes, Syngnathidae. The record is from RefSeq and is a predicted model, not a curated record. Bases 808 to 1620 code for a protein of 270 amino acids. The transcript has 12 exons. Gene Ontology annotation, molecular function: magnesium ion binding; oxidoreductase activity, acting on the CH-OH group of donors, NAD or NADP as acceptor; NAD binding.